AUGUCUAUUUCAUAUAAUACUCAAGGUGGUAACGAUUUUGUUACUGUACCAACCACAUCAACUUUUAAUGAGCGUGCCUCCAUACCUCAUGAAACUGUAUUUUAUUACAGGCCAAACAACGAUUUUCAAAUUUACCUCGUCUGUUGUAAAGAAAUAACCUUAAAUGAACUUAUAUCUCAAUUAUUAAUUAAUUAUUUAUACUCGCCUUAUAAUAAUGAUCUUUAUUCUAAUGAACUUUUCGUAUUUUAUUUUCAACAUCCUAAUGGACAAAGAAUUUAUCAUGUGACCUGUGAAAUGAUUUCUCAUUCGAAUAUAGUGCAGUAUUUAAACUCAAACAUUUAUGGCAUUGAAUUAAAGCAAAGUGAACAACAACCACCUUUGGAAUUUUCUAACAACCAUAAACAAAACCUUGAGUUUCACUUAAAACAAUUCCUUACUGAUUACUUGGUAUCCCAUGAAAAUUUAAAUGAUGUUUUUAAUUGA
This is a messenger RNA of Funneliformis geosporum, 483 nucleotides long. The record is from the annotation of a GenBank genome assembly. NCBI's taxonomy places the organism in Eukaryota, Fungi, Glomeromycota, Glomeromycetes, Glomerales, Glomeraceae.